Molecule: messenger RNA, 1740 nt
Organism: Elgaria multicarinata webbii
Lineage: Eukaryota; Metazoa; Chordata; Lepidosauria; Squamata; Anguidae
Gene: MDH1B
Product: malate dehydrogenase 1B
Exons: 13
Coding region: 7-1740 (577 amino acids)
Biological process (GO): oxaloacetate metabolic process; malate metabolic process; tricarboxylic acid cycle
Molecular function (GO): L-malate dehydrogenase (NAD+) activity
Source: RefSeq, a predicted model, not a curated record
UACCUGAUGGCCAAGUUCGUGCUCGCAGGUAAGGCAGAUUGCCCCUACUAUGCUAAGGCAGAACUCCUAGCUGACUAUCUGCAGAAAAAUUUGCCUAACUUCAGGAUACACAAGAUUACUCAACAUCCUGACAACUGGGAGACGUGGGUGCAGGAGAUCUGUGAAAAAAAUGGAUGGGAACACACACGCUCUCCAAUUAUUUGGAGGGAAUUGUUGGACCGUGGGGGAAAGGGCCUUCUUCUGGGAGGAUUCAAUGAUUUCCUAGAACAUGCUCAGCAAUACUAUGACAUCACAUCAGACAUGAUGACUGCAGAGAUGCUCCUGAUAGCUAAGGAAAAUUUGCAGACUCACAUAGAAAUUGACACGGAGGAGAGAGAACUUAAAAGCCUUAUCAAUCCUUUGCACAUUUGGAUGAACAGAGCAUCUGCUCAUGUCUGCUAUCAUCUGAUCCCUUUGUUAACCAAUGGAAAAAUAUUUGGGAUGGAAACUGAAGUCAGCCUCCAUCUGCUUGACGGAAAGAACUGCGAAGAAAUUCUUGAGAGUAUUGUUAUGGAGACUCAGGACUUGGCAUCCCCUGUCCUUCGCAGUGUCUCCUUGCACACUGAACUGGACGAGGCUUUUCUAGACGCUGAUGUCAUCAUUUUGCUUGAUGAUAUCCUUCAGGACACGAUCCCAACAAUUGAAGAUUGCAUCCGUCAAGUGACCAGUCAAUGUGAAAUCUAUGGUCCUCUGAUAGAGAAGAAUGCCAAAAGUGAUGUCAGAAUUGUUGUGAUGGGGAAAACCUUUGCCAACCUGAAGGCACUAAUGCUUAUGACACAUGCUCCAUCCAUUAACCCUCGAAAUAUUGUCACUCUAGCCACACUCUUGGAAAGUGAAGCCAAGGCCUUGUUGGCGAGAAAAAUGAAAAUGCAUUCAGCAGGAAUAAAAAAUCUCAUCGUCUGGGGUAACAUCAGUGGGGGUAGCUUUGUUGAUCUGAGUAAGACAGAGCUCUAUAGAUAUGACGGUGCCAUCUGGGGUCCCCCAAGCUUUUUCCGCCCUUUGUUGGACGUGCUGUUUGAUCGUGAAUGGAUGCGUACUGAAUUUUUGGUUGCACUGAGUUUACUGAGUUCUUGGGGGACUCAUUGCUUAGGCAUGGCGCCUGCACAUGUCAUUGCUACUCUGCUGGGAUACUGGUACCAGGAUUCCCCGCCAGGAGAGAUGGUCUCUCUGGGAGUAAUCAGUGAAGGUCAGUUUGGGCUUCCUGAAGGGAUUGUCUACUCCAUGCCUGUACGGUUUGAGAAUGGCAGCUGGAAGGUUUUUACAGAAAUAGAAAUUAAUGAGAAAACUCAAGAAUACCUUCAGAUUCUAGCCUGUGAGCUGAUUCGGGAAAAACAAGUUGCAUUAGGUGAAGUAGCAGAAAUGUAUCCACAGAGACGAGUUUUCUCAAGUGGACAAGGAGCCCCUUUGGAAAGUGAAGAUCAAACUGCUGAAGAGACUGAAGGUUCUCCCAAUGAGUCAAGGAGUAUGGAAGAAGGAAACGUUGAAGAAUUCUUCGAAGAAAAUGAUGAAGAAACUACAGAUGCUGUAGCUGAGAAUAUUCCUGGAUAUGUUCGCUUCUAUGACUCAACAACAAUAGAUUCGGUGCAGGAAAACGUCAGUGCUUCUUUCUCUAUUAGCAUCUUGUUUCUCAGCAACCAGGAGACGUUCCAGUCUCACAUUCUAGAGAGGCAGAAGGUCAACCAGUGCGAAAUGGCCCUUUAG